Messenger RNA from Fusarium mangiferae, 1245 nucleotides. RefSeq lists its product as uncharacterized. The coding region runs from base 1 to 1245 and encodes 414 amino acids. NCBI's taxonomy places the organism in Eukaryota, Fungi, Ascomycota, Sordariomycetes, Hypocreales, Nectriaceae. The record is from RefSeq and is a predicted model, not a curated record. Gene Ontology annotation, biological process: magnesium ion export from mitochondrion. The transcript is spliced from 3 exons. Gene Ontology annotation, molecular function: magnesium ion transmembrane transporter activity.
AUGCCCUUGGGUCUUCAACAACAAGAUUCUGACCUCGUCUUCGCUCAAUCGACGACGACGAACGACGGAUCAACGACUGCGGCGAGCGAUUUUGCGCCAUCUCCCGAGCAUCGUCAUGCUGCUUGGACGGGUCGUCGCUCGGAAAGUUGUAGAAGCAAGACCAGUGACCAGAACAUGACCGCACAAGAUGUCGAGGCCGAGGGGCGACCACCGUAUCUUCAUGUACGUCAGAAACUACCAGGGUGCUAUGUUUGCAUCGCCAUGAUCGCGGGUGGUAUUGGAGGAUCUACUGGCGAUCUACUCAUGCACUCACUCGACACUGUUAAGACGAGACAACAGGGCGAUCCCCACGUUCCUUCAAGAUACACAUCGCUAGGACAGUCCUACUACACGAUAUGGAGACAGGAGGGUAUAAGACGGGGUCUCUAUGGUGGAUGGAUUCCUGCGCUUGGAGGUUCAUUUCCAGGAACGGUUAUGUUCUUCGGUACAUAUGAAUGGAGCAAGCGAUUCUUGAUAGAUCACGGCGUGCAACAGCAUCUUUCAUACCUCACAGCAGGUUUCCUUGGAGACCUCGCAGCAUCUAUCGUCUACGUCCCCUCAGAAGUUCUCAAGACACGCCUCCAGCUUCAAGGCCGUUACAACAACCCCCAUUUCACCUCCGGCUACAACUACCGCGGUACUAUCGACGCUGCUCGAACCAUUGUGCGCGCAGAAGGCGCCUCCGCCUUGUUCUACGGCUACAAGGCCACUCUCUACCGUGAUCUGCCCUUCUCAGCUCUGCAGUUCAUGUUCUGGGAACAGUUCACCACUUGGGCUCGCAAAUACAAGCAGAGCCGCGAUAUCGGAGUUUCCCUAGAGCUUCUCACUGGUGCUGCAGCCGGUGGUCUUGCCGGUGUUAUCACCUGUCCCCUCGACGUGGUCAAGACACGACUCCAGACUCAAGUCAACACACCAACUGAGUCCCGGCAUCCCAAAGACCAUCAUGCCAACUCACAAGUUCGACACAUUUCCACCUCUUCUCCCAGCACACAUCGGCCACGACCUGGCGCCAUUGCUCUCGACACCUCCUCCGUCUUCACAGGACUACGGGUCAUCUACCGAACAGAAGGCGUUGCAGGAUGGUUCCGCGGUGUCGGACCUCGAGGAGUAUGGACAUUCAUCCAGAGUGGCUGCAUGCUGUUCUUGUACCAGCGACUCCUCCGACAGCUUGAGGUUCUGAUGCCCGUCGAACGAGAAGAAAUGUAA